This is a messenger RNA of Hyphopichia burtonii NRRL Y-1933, 4110 nucleotides long. RefSeq lists its product as uncharacterized. Bases 195 to 4076 code for a protein of 1293 amino acids. The record is from RefSeq and is a predicted model, not a curated record. NCBI's taxonomy places the organism in Eukaryota, Fungi, Ascomycota, Pichiomycetes, Serinales, Debaryomycetaceae. Gene Ontology annotation, molecular function: protein binding. Gene Ontology annotation, cellular component: plasma membrane; endoplasmic reticulum; cytoplasm. The transcript has a single exon.
AACCAAUAUGUACGGGUCUUAUCGGGUGCCAACGGUUAAUACACCAAUCCAUCAGCAACAUCCUCCGACAUCAUUGGACUCGUGUUAACUUGUAUUCGAGACUCCCCAGCGCAUAACCUUCACUGUCAAUUGAUAGUAUCAUAAGACGGCUGGUUGAAUGAUUAAUUACUGCUCAUCUUCAGUGGAUUAAGUAAAUGGCACCUGCAAUCAAUUCUCGUUCCCGCCCGAGAGCUUCAACGGUUCAAGGUAAGCCCGGAAGUCGGCCUUCACCUAGUCCGGUACAACCAAGAUCAUAUUCACAGCAAUUUGUUAAACCAAUAGGUCAGACUAAAGUUCAGACUCAAAAUCAAGACCAAAAGUUCAAUUUAAGUAAAAAUCAAUCGUCAAUGUCUACGUCUAAAGCUACUGGACCUGAUUCAACAAUUACUUCAAAUGAAAAUGCAAAAAAUCAUGUUCCAAGACAAUUUAAAUUAAUAUCAGUUAAAUUCAAAGAAGCCGCUCUUGAUUCUCCGAGUUUUAGGGCUUCGGUGAAUCAUAUCGAUUCUCAAAUUGAUAACAUCGAUAAAUGGUUGAGGGCAAUUGAUAGUUCAGUUAAAAAAAUUCCAAGAUAUAUUAAAGAGCUUCAAACUUUUGGUAAUUCUUUUUUAGAACAUUUGGUUCCGACUUUCAUUCAAGAUGGUUUAAUCGAUCAAGAAUAUACUGUUCAAGCCUUGAAAUCAACUUCCGAUUCUUUAACAAAACUAUGGGGGGAUAGUUUAGCAGCUUUAUCAAUUAAUACCUAUGUUAAUGAAAAUUUAAAUCGUAAAUUAUUCAAAGUUAUCCAACAUUAUCAAAAUGUUAGAACUGAAUUUGAAAUUGCUCAACAAAAAUAUGAUCAAUAUUUAGCUAUUUACGUUAGCACUCCCAAAAUAAAAGAAGCUUCAAUUGUGAUAGAAGAUGCAAAACAACUAUUUGAAGUUAGAAAAGAUUACAUUCAUUCUUGCUUAAAAUUAGUCACCGAAAUCUCCGCUCUAGAAAAUCAAAUUGAUCGUUCAUUAGUUAGAUAUUGCUCAGAUAUUUGGAAAUCUAAAAGAACAAAUUUAAUUUCAAUAGAAGCUUUCGAUCCUAUCUUUAGUGUUCAUAGUUCUAAAAUUAAAAAAAUUCAGGGCUGGUGUGAUUCUUAUUCUUCAGCAAUUGAAAAAUUGAAAGAUGACAUGUUAGUCGCAAGAGAUCAAGUGGAAGAAAGUGCAAAGGUACAAUUUUCUCCUUCAAUGGAUGUUAAUGAUUAUAAAAUUUCUUUAAUCAAUUCAAAAGUCUUGGAUGAUAUUACUGAUUUAGGCUUUGAAAAACAUGGAUAUUUAUUCAUGAAAACUUAUGUGGAAAAAGCUUCAAAACCUAUUUGGGUUAAACGUUGGGUAUUUAUAAAAGGUGGUGUUUUUGGUUUAUUGGUUUUAAGUCCUUCUCAAACUUUUGUUCAAGAAUCUGAUAAAAUUGGUAUUUUGUUAUGUAAUGUUAAGUAUGCUCCUCAUGAAGACCGAAAAUUUUGUUUUGAAAUAAAAACAAUAGACCAUACUUUUGUAUUUCAAGCUGAAACCUUAUUGGAUUUAAAAUCUUGGUUGAAAAUUUUCCAAAAUGAAAAAGAACGUAUCUUAAAAGAAAAUGAUCCUCAAAAUAACGACUUAAUAAAUUUAGCUAGCGGAAGAUAUCCUCCAAUAGUUACUGAAUUUGCUUCGACUCUAAAUACUUCUACCGAUCGUGAAUUUACUAAUACUAAAGUAAUUAAUACUGCUGGUCAAAUUAUUACUUCAAGUAAAUUAUCGCAUCAAAUUGAACACGAUGAAAGAUUCUUUAAAAGGCAUAUUUAUUAUCAAAUCCCUCAGGUAAGACCUCCCUUCAUGACUGAUCAAACAAAAUCUUCCAUCAUUGCUUAUUCUUUGGCUGCCGCAAAUACCUUACCUACUGCAUUGACUGCUAAUAUCUGGGGAUCUGCAAACUGGGGUUUGUACUAUUUACACGAGGUGCCUCCAUUAGAAAGAGAACACCCGUACUUGAACGAAGCCCUUGAUUCAGUUGAUCGGGAAACUUUAAAUCUUGAUGGUGAUAAAGAAGGAAUAAACUAUCCCGAUUAUUAUCCUUAUGAAUUGGUUCCGUUGGAUAUUCAAAUGAGAGCCUUAUUUGAAACUGCUGUUUCGCCUGGUGAAUUAUGCUUGUUUAGCUAUAGAUGUAUUUGGUCUCCGAAUUCUCACCAGGAAUUGAGUGGUCGGUGCUUUAUCACAAAUCGACAUGUUUAUUUCUAUAUGCAAUCGUUAGGAUUUAUUGCCCUUACAAAAUUACCAAUUGAACAUUUGGUUGCAGUCGAUUAUUCCACCAAGAAAAAUCAUGACAUGUUAAAAAUUUAUAAUAUGAAUGGUGUUGUUAAAAUGAAAUUAUUUUUAGAUGAUGGUAAAUUGAUCAAACGUAAAUUAACAUAUUUGCUAGAAAAUAAUGCAAGCGAUCAUCCAAAGCAUUUUCAUGAAGUUAUUAAUAAUCUAGUUAAGCUUGAGAAUCAACAUCAAUUAGAAUUAAAAAAUGAGGCACGUAAUACGGUUAUUGCUACUAAUUUAGGGAUACCAGUUGAUCUGCUUAAUCUUCGUCAGCAUCAGUUACACCUUCAGCAACAAAGAGAAUUACAAGGAGAAGAUUAUAAUGAGGAGUUGUUACCAACUGAUUUUAAUUCAUUCACAAUAUCAGCGAAAGACAGUAUCAAAACUCCUAAGAAACUUGAGUUUAGUGACGUUUCUAAAUUAGUAAUAGAGCAAGUUUAUAAUGCACCACCAAAGGCGUUAUUUCACUCAUUACUUGGGGACGAUACUAAUCUUUUAGAAUCUUACAUUCAAUUAAUUCGUCUUGAGUCGGUUAUAAAAGCUCCUUGGCAACGAAAGGAUGGUAAAUUAAUAAGACAGUACAAUUGUGGUGUAAUUCAUGAUGGCAGGAAAUCAGGCACAAUCCAAUUUACUGAUACAAUCGAGGUACUUAUUGAAAAUGAAUAUUACAUAUUUACCCAUGCGAAAUCUUCCUUCAAGUUACUAUAUUAUGGUACCCCUGCCAGCGUCGAAUUUAGAUAUGUAUUAUCUAAGGUACAUGGGAACCGUACCAAGGUUUCUAUCUAUAGUCGGUGUGAAUUUCACGGGAAACUGCUUAUAAGUAAGCUAGUUAAACCCUUAGCGUAUUCAAUCAGCCGCAAAGAAGCCCGCCAAGUCGAAAAAGCUUUACAUGACGUUGUUCGAAGCGUUGGGAAUCGUGGUAAUAUCUUGAAAGCCAUCAAUAUUUAUGGUAAGCUAAGUUUCAGUGAAUCUGAUAUUGUAGCUGAAAAAGUCAAACCAAUAACAAUGAGACCAACUUUUUUCAUCAAAUUUAUAUUGGGUAAUUGUUGUAUGUUUGUCUUAUCCCAUGUUUCCAAUAUUUUCCAUUUCGUUCUCAACUUAUUGAUCACUCUUUUGAAAAGUAUCAGGUUGAAUCAAGUUCUAAUACUAAUUAUUGGUUUAUUAUCCGUUUUAAACUUAUUCUUGUCAACCAAGACUACAACUGCGUAUUGGGCAACCAGAAGGGCUAAUAAUGUUGCUCGUGAUUUCUUAAUGAAAGAUCCAGUAAUGUUGAAAAGAGCCAUUUAUUUGAAAGACACACAAGAUAUGAUCAAUUCACAUAACAAUAUCUCAAACAACGGUGAAGAAUCGCCAUGUUAUAAAUCUUUCAAAGAUGUAUCAUUCAUAAUGAAUUAUGAUAAAUUUGAUAAUUGGAAUAAAGAGUACGGUGAUGAAUCAACCAAGUUAGUAGCUCAAGGUUUGAAAAAGACGUUUCAAGAGAUUGGAAUCAAGAGACACAAGUUAUUAGUUGACUUGAGAAUGUUGAAUGAAAUGGAAGAAGAAUUGGGCAAAGCGGAAUGGAGAAAUUGGAUAAUGAACGAAUUGGGAAAGUGUGCUUAUAUUAAAUCUAAUCUUUUUGACCAAGUUCAAAACUUGGGCGAAGAUACUGACGAUUUAAAUUCAGGUAUUGAUUCUGUUAUGCAAUUUUGCCAUAGCUGCGAACAAGAUUUAAAGUAUUUAGAUUCCUUGCUAUAGAUGAAUGUUUAAUAUUAUGAAUACGAAGACUUAG